AUGAAGGGCAUUGCGAUCCUCGGCGGCCUGUUGGCGAGUGGUGCCUCUGCGCAUAUGCAGAUGAUGAAGCCCUACCCUAUCCGCAGUCCUCUGAACAAAGACAGCCAAGGCCAGAAGGACUACUCCUACACGAACCCGCUGUCGACUUCGGGAAGUGACUACCCGUGCAAAGGUUACGCCAACGACCCGUUCGAGUCGCAGGCAACCUACUCUCCCGGCCAGUCGUACGAUAUGGAGCUUGAUGGCAGUGCCACCCACGGCGGCGGCUCUUGCCAGCUCGCCUUGACCUAUGACCACGGCAAGACCUUCAAGGUGAUCGAGUCAAUGCUGGGCGAUUGCCCGAUCGCGAAGAAGUACGACUUCACGAUCCCCUCCGAUGCCCCGUCAGGCGAGGCCCUGCUGGCCUGGACCUGGUUCAACAAAGUUGGAAACCGCGAGAUGUACAUGAAUUGUGCUAUGGUCACGAUUGGGGGCGGCUCGAGCAGCGCUGGGAACAAGACUCAGAGCACGAGCAAGGGCAAGGUGGUGCACGGCAGCAAGCUCGUCGACAAGCCGAUGGCGGCGGUGGGCAAGAUGUUGCACAUCAACCACCCACCCAUGGAGCAGGCCGACAAGCGCGACAUGACCGAUGACGCGGAUGACACCGAGAUGAUGGGUCAGUCCAAGACCGCCGCCUUCGACAGCCUGCCUGAGCUCUUCGUCGCCAACGCGGGCCAAGCAGGUGGCUGCGUGACAAUCGAGGGCGAGCCGGUUGACUUCCCCAAGCCGGGAGACAAUGUCGUGGGCAAGAUCGAUGGGAAUGGCAAGGGCUACAAGUGCACAGGCAGCGCUCCUUUCCUCUCCAGCAGCGACAGCGACUCUUCUUCCUCUUCCACUUCCAAGUCGGACUCUCCUGUCACUUCCACCACCAAGUCGGACGCUUCUUCCACUCCCAAGUCGGAUUCCAAAGAGGUCAAGAGCACGUCCUCCAGCAAGUCGUCCUCCAGCAAGUUGUCCUCCAGCAAGACGUCCUCUAUCAAGAAGUCCUCUAGCAAGAAGCCCACCAGCAAGACUUCUUCCACGACAGACGCCGGCAAAACUACCACCAAACAGCAGAAGGAGACCGACUGUCCCGACGAGAAGUCGGCCCUGUCCACUCGCAGUACCACCACUGACACCCCGUCUGUGUCCAAGGUCGCCUCGCCAUUUGGUACUCCCACCGCUGAUCCCCGUGUUCUCAGUGGCCAGGCUUCUCUCAGUGGCCAGUCAACUGCCGUGGCCUCGACCAACAACGCCUUCUCCAGCUACGUUGCCCAGUGGACCUGCACUUCCGGCGAGAUUCUAUGCUCUCCUGAUGGAUACACCUGGGCCAUGUGCUCCAAUUCACGCCCCAUAUUCAUGGGCGCCGUUGCUCCGGGCAUGAUGUGCCGUUUGGGCGAGAUGGUCGCUGCCGGCUGGAGUCCUUGA
This is a messenger RNA of Penicillium canariense, 1446 nucleotides long. RefSeq names its product putative extracellular protein. NCBI's taxonomy places the organism in Eukaryota, Fungi, Ascomycota, Eurotiomycetes, Eurotiales, Aspergillaceae. The transcript has a single exon. The record is from RefSeq and is a predicted model, not a curated record. Bases 1 to 1446 code for a protein of 481 amino acids.